Molecule: messenger RNA, 1611 nt
Organism: Chironomus riparius
Lineage: Eukaryota; Metazoa; Arthropoda; Insecta; Diptera; Chironomidae
Source: the annotation of a GenBank genome assembly
CAUCGAUGUUACUUUAUCGUGAAUUGUGAAUCGAUACACAAAAAAAUUAUAAAUUGUGAAUAUUUAAAACUAUUUGAAAAAAAAAAAUCCUUAAAAAAUUGUGAAUAAUUGAUUUUUAUCGGCUACAAAAAUUACGAUAAUAUCCUCAUCUCACCACUACACAACUAUUCCACUGGCGUGCGCGCUCUACGACCCCCACCACGAUGUCUCGGCAGGGUCACACGCUGCUGGGCCUUGGUGGGGGACUCAACCCCAUCACACACAUCCAGCCAGUGCUGCUAUGUAUGAGGACACCACUGGACAAAACACAACGACUCAUCAUCACCACAGUCCGCCAUUGUUAUCAUCACACAAUCCAAACACAUUGCUGUCAUCGCAACAGCAACAACACAGUGCAACAGCCCAACCACCUCAUACACCUCAACAAAAUUCGCAAACGAACGGUACACAUACAAACGGUACAGUGGCGUCUGCACAACCACAACAGAUUACGCCAUCGGCGACUAGUGACUCACCUGUAUCACCACCGACAGGUCCCCUUCACAUACCGGCGAUUCCUGCAGCAAAGAGGCCCGGUUAUGAAGACGGGUCACUAUUAAGGCAGCCAUGGGGCUACGAUCCGCCAUUCGACUACAAUUACACAACUGGCUAUCCAUACUCUAUAGAGCGAGAUCGAAAAGUAUUUUAUCCGUCUUAUCCAGAUCAAUAUGCUCAACAUUAUUGGAAUCGUGAACAACAAUUUCCUGUCGAAGAGAAGCCUAUUAUUACGCCAAGGCAAACAGAGACGACAUCGAGCGCCCAAAGUUCGUAUGAGAAUACUUACACAAACAGUUUAAGAUCAUAUACGAGUGACCCUGCUGGAUAUUCAACAACUGGUUCAACAAUCACAGGAUCAUCGGCAAUUGGAUCAGCCACACCAUCAAAUCCACUAGAAUGGCCAAAUCAAGUUGUAACCGUCCGUAAAAAACGUAAACCUUAUUCAAAGUUUCAGACUCUUGAGCUCGAGAAGGAGUUUCUUUUUAAUGCAUAUGUUUCGAAGCAGAAACGAUGGGAACUGGCAAGAAACUUGAAUCUUACAGAACGUCAAGUCAAAAUAUGGUUCCAAAAUAGGAGAAUGAAGAAUAAAAAAAACUCGCAAAGACAGCAGGCAAAUGUAAACAACGCAAAUUCAAACAGUCAUAAUCAUAAUCAUGCACCACCCCAAACGCAUCACAAUGCUCAUCACAUCGGUUUGGGUCUCGGUAUGCAUCAUCAUCCACCAAAGAUGCACCAUCAGUGACCUCCCCAGCACGUGACAUCGUCAACACCAUCUUCUUCGUCAACAACAACUGGACUUGCAUCAUCGAUUAUUCCACAGCAUCAACAACAGCAACAGCUACAAAAUCAUCAUUUACAUCAUCAUCAGUUGUCAUCAGCUUCAUACCAACAUUCUACAGAUAUCAUUAGCUACUAAAAGUUUUUCUUUGUGGAUAUGAAUCAAGUCAUAAAUUGUUGACUAAGAAGAAAAUUAAAAGAAAUCACUGAAAAAAAUUGAGAAAAUUGAAUGUUUGAAUAAAUCCUUGCAUUGUUUGAAUACAUUUGCGCUGCUGUCUACAUAAAUUAAAAAAAAAU